Molecule: messenger RNA, 6792 nt
Organism: Diorhabda sublineata
Lineage: Eukaryota; Metazoa; Arthropoda; Insecta; Coleoptera; Chrysomelidae
Gene: atos
Product: atos homolog protein A
Exons: 13
Coding region: 627-2798 (723 amino acids)
Source: RefSeq, a predicted model, not a curated record
CUAGUUUUGAGUGAACCUGCGAUCUGUCAACUACUGUUAUCAUAACAAAGUGAAGUAGUUGUGCAUUGUGCAUAAAACUUUUAUCAAUUUUCCAUAAUGUGUAAUGAAACAGUUGAAAACUAUUGUAGAACUGUUGUUAUAUAGCACUUGAGGUUUUCGCGCAGCAAUUUGGCGAUCAAAUAAGAUACAGACAUCUCGAGGAGUCGGAAAAUGGAGCAGAAAAGUUGAAGUUUCUUCUUUGGUAUGCAGCUUUUAUUUACACCUGUACUGAAAAUUGAAGUAAUAUAAUCCGACCCUGGAUUAUGGCCAACGACCGUUCUUAGUUGCUCACCCCGUACGUUCAUCAAAAGAAAUUGGCGAUUAUCUAAAAGAAGUGACCAUCUUAAAAGUAAACGUAGCUGUACCUUUUCUGGUAGUGAUCAGCUGUGAAUAUGGCAACGGGCACGUCUUUUCAACCAAUGAUGAGCUCGGAUGGUAUUGACGUCAAGGUUUUGAAUACAGUAGUAGGGAUAACGAUCAGCUGUUUAGUUGUUUCCACUGCAUGUAUACAACAAUAAGUACGGCGAGGUGGGCGCGUGUUUUGUUAUGAUGAAUAUGUAACUGAAUCGAAGCUUUGAAUUGUAACGAUGCAUAGUACAAAUUUCGGCUCGGAGCAAGGUAAUGCAGAAGAAGGAGACAUUCUGGUGUCGGUAGCUACAUUAGUAACGGAAGGACGUAUUCCAGGUGGAAUUAAUUCGAAAUCUAAAAAAUUUUACGAAGGGCCCCACUGUACACUAGUAAAGGGAGCCUUCAAAGAGCAUAAGUGCGAUUUGGCCGAUUCUUUGUGUAUGAAAUUUGACACCGACCGCCAGAAAGUCUUGAAUUUUUGCAAAAAGGGCAUCCCAUUGUGUAUUGAAGUUAUACUGACGUGCGAAUGUAAAGAAUUUGACGAAACAACGGAAAAUUUGGAGGAUACGUACGUCCUUGAACAGUGGCAUUUCAGUAUACGUUCAAAAAAGCCAACUGAACUAUUACAUUUCAACGUGACUCAACUUGCUAGCGCUAUCAGAUCUCAAUUAUACUUUUCUCAAAUAACUGCAUGGCUAACGACCCAAGACGAUACCUCACAAUUGACAAUAGCAGAAGACAAUUUUCGAUACCAUCUGACUGCUCCUGGAAAAGCAUUGGCCACUCCUUCUUUUCAUCUUUCAGCAACGAAACACGAUUUUCCAAUAACAGAAAUCGGUAACGGAUUGGUGUUGCAAGUUUCGUGUCUAAGUCUGCCAAGAAGUUCUACGAUUCCGAACAUAACUUGUAAAAACUGUGCUAUGAAACCGGCUUUCGAGAUGGAUACGAAAAAUAAUUUACUUGACGAUAGAAUGCACAUUUCCUGUAAAUUAAAGGGGAAGCACCGUUGUGAAGACCUGGAGGAAGAUGAAAAUAUCAAAAUCGCCAAUAAAGUAAACGUGAAGCGACUCUGUAGUAAAUCGACGUCACCUUGCGAAGCAUCGACGAGUAAAAACAAACCAAAACUUCAAGUAUAUAUUGAAAAUUCCAAUUAUUAUACUUCCGCGUCGACGACCAAACGAAACGGCUACCAGAGAUCGCUUCUCGAUGCCAAAAAUGAUCUCAAUAAGGACAAAGGUCAACUGCUUCUGGAAGCUAUAGAACGCAGCGGACAAAUGAGUACAAGCGAGAGUGAUAUAUCUAAUUGUGAUAAGCGAGAAAGUGAUAUUCUUAGUAUUAGAGAAAAAACUAAUUUUAAUGUAUACGUAGAUAAACAUUGUGAUAGUCCUGUUCCACUUUUAAAAGAAAAAAAAAUGAGAGACAUUUCAAACAUAGAUCCUAAUAAUAAAAGGGCAUACGUUAGGCAAAAAAUAAUUUUCGAAGAUGAAGAGGGUAAAGGUGAAAUACCGAGUCCGCUGGAACAAGCUAAAUUUAGAAAAGAUCUAGACAGCGCCGCUUCAAUGGUGUUCCACGCCAGAACUGGUUUACCUUUGACUAGUAGUCCCGCGCCCGUUCGAAGAGGAAAAACUUGUUUCGAUUUUGAUUCGUCUAUCAAUUCCGUCUCAGCAAUAAAAAGCGCUUUAUUUUCGACAAGUUUCUCGACCGACGACGAGAGCGAAAGUGAAGGCAGCAUAGUAUCUCCAUGUAGUCCCGAACUACUUUCCAAUCACAAGGGCGACGUAACAACUCCCGUCAAAUAUCGCCGAAGGGGCCAUUCGGCUAGUUUAUUAGGUUGUUUCGAAGAAUCAGUUCUUAAUGGUCGUUUGGAACCUGCGUCAACCGUCCAUGGAUUCACAGCAGAAUUAGGGGCCAGCGGUUCUUUUGUCCCCAAACAUCUUGUAGUACCAGUGACAGUAUUUUUCUAUACCUUAGGAGAAACUGAUAAAGUUUCUUCUCCUUACCUCAGCCAUAUAAACCUUGGGAAAAAAGGUUACAAUGUACCUAAAUCGGGUACUGUUCAAGUAACACUCUUCAAUCCACUCGGGACGGUGGUGAAGAUGUUCGUGAUUAUGUAUGAUCUCUCCGACAUGCCACCCAAUUCUCAGACGUUUAUCAGACAACGCACAUUGUACAUGCCGACAAAUUGUAAUGAUACAAAUCUGGAAUGGGGUCCUAAAUGGCUGCGAUAUCUAAUACAUUUGAGAUUUAUGAGUUCAAAAUCUGGGAAGAUCUACCUUCACAGCGACAUUCGUAUGAUAAUAUUUCGUAAAUGCGAUAUGGACACAGCAACCGCUCAUGGUAUUGAGAUGAGUUACGAAUUGCGAAGUUUCACUCGCAUGCCGACAAAUCCGAGAUAUUCACCAAGGAAGUAACUAGAAACCAAUAAUGUAGUUGCAGAAGACCAGGGUAAAUCUACUUCCGUCAAUAUUUAUUCGUUUCUUUGUAGAUCACUACUCGGAUGCCUUUUUCCAAAGUAGCAUUGAUGCACAUGGAGAACGGGAUCGUUCUUGAAUUAUUUAUAAUUUAAUUAUCAUAUCCCUCAAUAUCAUUGGAUAACUCGAUAUGUUCAGUUAGCCAAUAAAUGUUUUAAACGAGAUGUUAUGUUACUUUCGUAAACGCAAGUUGCAACUUUAUUAGAAGUUAACACAAAGAGAUUCGGAACUAAAAUUAAAUGAAAGAAAAUAAAACUGCCUAUAUUGAAAAAUAAUUUUGUUGUAAUUUCAAUAACAAUAACUCUCCCUGAAAGAUUUGGAGGGAAAAGCUGUUAAUGAGAACAAUAAUUGUUUUUUAGGAAAUUCUAUUUCAUCUACCUUGUAGUUCUUCAGUUUUACUAGAUUAAUGAUGGUGGUUGACGUUUUUAAUUGAUUGUUAACAUUGAUACAUACUAGAGAUGCUCCUAAAUUUUGAAAUAAUAGAAUGAACCAUUAUAAAUACAAAGAAAAAAAAUAUAUAAAAAUACUUGCACUUUGACAUCGUUUCUGUGACUUCCCAGCCAAAACAGAGGAAGACGUCACGUUGCCUCAAAUAAUGUUAAAAUCUGAACUUAAAUUCACUAAUAUAUCUCGUAUACUAAGUGGUAAAUCUCUCUUCAGGACUGUCACCGAAACGAUAAGUAUCGAAUCCUCCAAUUGUUGUGUUAUAAUUUUCUCUAGUUUAUCGGCGAAGUAAGUCUUACAUAUCUCCAAAUAAUCUAAUUAGAACUAAGAUGGAAUUACUGGAACCGAAUUCAUACUGAACACACUGUUUACACUACCACUACACUAACACUCAUAAUUACACCGUCUACUAAACUGUUUACCUUCAGUUUCUGAAGACGAUAACUUGGUUAUCGAAACGCGCGUCAGACAAUGUAAUUGUGAGUGUUUAUGUAGUGGUGGUGUAAACGUGUUCAGUAAGUCUAUUUAGAGGUUAGAUUACAAGAUAUUGAUUGCCAAUUGGCAGAAUUUGACUAAAAAAAAACAUUUGAAAGUAUAAAAUCUAGGAUAGUAGUUGAUUAUGACACAAACAAUCCUUUUCUUGAUGUGCACAGGAAUAUUCUUAUCGUAGUGGACGAAAUGUCGAAUUGUAGACCACUUCAGAUUCAUAAAAAUAUUCUGGCUAAGGAAAUUUUUUUCCUUUGGCAAUUUUAUAUUAUCGUGGCCUCCUCCGCAAUUUUUUUACUCGAGAAAAUCGAAAAAUCAAAUUUCAAUAUUUUUUUUUUAAUUCUAGUUUUUAUGACGAAUUUACGAAAAAAUUAGGGGAAUAUAAAGUUGUAAUAGUUUCUGGGCAUUAAAUGUUCAUGUAAACGAACUCUUUCACGUAUAAUUCUUGAAAACUUUUGUACAAGUAAUCAAUGCAUUUUUUAUAUAUUUUUUUCUUACUACAGUAGAGCAUAAUUGAAAAUCCGGUUGAUUUGGACGAUUUUAGCCUUAUUCGCACUGUAAUAUGAAUAGUGCGAGUUGUAACACAACUCAAACUAUUUUAUUAAUACAAACAAAGGCAACAAAUAAUCAAAGACUAAUAACAAGUAAAUAUCCUAGUCUUUUUAAGGACAAAAGCUGAAUGGUGUCACACUCAGCUAUUUCGUUGCUUUUUUCAAACAGGUAAACUCCUCAUCGUAAGUUGGGACAUCGUCUUCCACUUCAGUGUUUUCUCUAACCUACUCUUCCUUUCUUAUUUUCUGAUUAUCAUUCUCUAUCUGCUGAACCAUUUCUAUAUCAGAAAGAAUCCAACAUCCAGGAUCGUUGACACUCCUCAAAACUGGUGCUUCUUUGAUGACUUCUCUUAUUUUAUCCAGAUCCAGACUUUCUUGUGGGUCAUCUGGAACAGAAUCACUAUUUUCUUGCGAAUUUGGUUAGGAUACAGCUUAUUCCAUGCUUUGUCAAUUGUGAUUUCGUUUACAGUGGGCCAAGCAUCUUUUUUUUGUUAUAUAAAAACAUUCUCAUAUCACUCGUCAAAAAUAUCUGUGAUCGCCAGUAGAGUUAUUGCAAUCCAUGAUUCGUAAUGCUGGCUAUUUACCCAGGCGCUGCAAUUUCCUUUUCGAGAAAAGGGACUUGGAUGACAGCUUUUUCCAGUUUAGACUUGUUUCGUCCGCAUUAUAAAUUUUUUUCGGUUCAAAACCACCAGCUUUGCAAAAUUAAUUAAAUGUCUCUUUAAAAUUAUUGGCAGAUGCUACAUCAGCUGACAGUUUCUCACCUUGUAGCUCCUUUAUCCCGUGUCUGGAUUUGAAGCGUUAAAGCCAGCCAGAUGUAGCUUUGAAUUUAGGAUCAAUAUUUAUCAUUUGGUUUAUUUGUUGUACUUUUUCACAAAUUAUCGGUCUAUUAAUCGGUUGUCUUUGGGUUAUAAUUUACAUAAACCGAAUAUACAUAGUAAAGUCCGUCUCCUGAUUUAAUAGAUUUUCUUGUUUUUACUUCCAUCUUCACUGUCUAAUUUGGAAGCAUAGUCUUUGACGCUGCUUUUCAAUGCCUAAAAUCGUAGAUGUGUCAACAUUGUACUGCCGCGCUAAACUAGUCUCACUUACACCACGAAUUACGUCUUCUAACAUUUCAAGUUUUUCUGCAAUUGACAAAGUUACAGCUAACUGAACUGCAACGAGCACUACACCAGCAAAAGUUAAAACAUCACGUGCGCAGAUUGAAUACAACGAAACUUCGCACGCGGGAAAUUUAAAACUUUAAAAACUUGCGCAGGAUGUUGACGAAUAUUUUUUUUAAUUUUUAACUGACGGAUAAAGAGAUGCUCUACUGUAUAUAAAAAAAAACAAAUUAAGAAAAUUACACAAAAAUGAAGAAGUGGGAGGAGAAGAUAUAUAAAAGCACAAAGACUAAAUUGGGCAGGACACAUUAUAAGAAGGAAACCUACAGAAACGGUGAGGAGGAUAACACAAUGGAUACCUCUAUGGCCAAGAGGUAGAGGCACACCAAGAAACCAAAUUGAAGAAGAUACCCGAAUCCUAGAAAUAGUAGACUGGAAAGCAAAAUGCAAAAACAGAAAAGAAUGGAGAAAGCUAACCAACGAAGCUAGAAUCAACAAAAAACUAUAACAAAAGAACAAGGGGAGUCACCCACCCCAAUAAAAGGAUAUGUAGACGCCCAAAGCGCCAGCCAUAAUCGUACAUAAGUUAGGUUAGGUUUAAAAUAAGUAUAUAAAAGCUAACCAACCUAACCUAAUAGGUUAAUAAAAUUUGUAAAAAACUUUUUAUAUAUUUUUUUAAAUGUUAGUUUUUUGCAUAGAUUAACAAAAAAUAUAAAAAAGCCUUAAUUUUAUACUUUAUAUAAAGUUAUGAACGAUUAUACUUAAAGAGUUGCGUUAUGGUAACAAUGCGUAAGUCAUAAAACCAUAUGAAAUCUUCAAGUGAUUUAUUUCCCACAUUUUUUUUUUCAUAAAUCCACCUUAAGAGAUUUAAAAAAAUUAUUGAUAUUUGACGAGCUAAAAAACGAGAGGACGGCGAUGGUAUAAAAUUACCCUCCCUUUGAACAAUUGAAAUAAGUAAAUUCGGUUUGGUUAAUAAAUGUGUUGCUCUUAUUUUUUUCUAGAUAAGAUAUAAUAGGAUGACUUGUUAAUGUUUUUGUUUGUUAUUUAGGAACAGGAUCAUUUGUUUUAGCUUAAGGUAUCAAUAACACGUGUUAAAGUCCAAUUUUUUUAAGGCGUUAUGCAUUUCUCCUUUAUUUUUUAUAUAGGGAAGCUUCACAACUGCGAACUUCACAUUUUAAUGUUUUCGUUUUGCGAUUCGACUUCGAACAUAUUGUAAAUGUUGUCAAUUUUUAGAAAGGAAUGCAUAGAAUGCCGUGAAAGCUUCUAUAGUUAUAUGAAAAAGAUAUUUAUUAUAUAUAUACACGUAAAAAUUAUACUAAUUUUUUUAUUAGUACGUCGAAAAUAAAUGUGUGA